Messenger RNA from Sardina pilchardus (European sardine), 700 nucleotides. Its product is annotated as glutathione S-transferase 3, mitochondrial-like. Gene Ontology annotation, cellular component: endoplasmic reticulum; nuclear envelope; membrane. NCBI's taxonomy places the organism in Eukaryota, Metazoa, Chordata, Actinopteri, Clupeiformes, Clupeidae. Gene Ontology annotation, molecular function: glutathione peroxidase activity; glutathione transferase activity. The transcript is spliced from 5 exons. The record is from RefSeq and is a predicted model, not a curated record. The coding region runs from base 112 to 552 and encodes 146 amino acids.
UUGAAGUUCAUUUUGCAUUUUAUUUUUUACUCCGGUAUAGCUACAUUGUGUAAAUUAAGCCUGCCUGUUUUAUUACAUAUACAGUACCAUCACGAUCUAGCCAGAAACAUAAUGGUGACGCUUUCAAAAGAAUAUGGAUGUGUUGUUCUCACAGGCUGCGCUUCCUUUGUACUCGUGAAGUACCUGUCCCACAAGGUGUGCAAGGCUCGCAAAGAGUACAAUGUAGAGAAGCACAGCGAUGACACGGACAUCUUGAACCGUAUACAGAAGAAUCAUCGACAGACUAAUGAAACAAUUGCUCCAUUCCUCUUUCUCUUGUCCACUGGAGGACUUCAGCAUCCGCGCCUGGCCAGUGCUUUGGGAAUGUUUUGGAUUGGUAGCAGGGUGGUCUCUGCACAUGCAUGUUGUAUUGAAGAUGCUGCUAAACAACAGAGGGGGAAGCUGGGGGAGGUGGCCCUCUUUGGGCUGUUCCUUUGCUCACUGGACACUGGGAAGGUUUUACUAGGCUGGAAAAGACCCUACUUUCCUAGACGCUUUCUUGUGCAAGUGUAAAAAGAGAAUUGUCUGAUUUUUUAUCUUGUUCUAUACUUGUCACUUGUGUUGCACUGUCAAUGUAAUGCUUUGGUUAUUAUUUUUCAUCUCCAACAUUUUUACCUAACUAAAUAAAAAAAAUAACAGGUGCUAUAUUAAAAUAUUCAGU